Molecule: messenger RNA, 1189 nt
Organism: Trichogramma pretiosum
Lineage: Eukaryota; Metazoa; Arthropoda; Insecta; Hymenoptera; Trichogrammatidae
Gene: Rad51D
Product: DNA repair protein RAD51 homolog 4
Exons: 4
Coding region: 230-1189 (319 amino acids)
Biological process (GO): telomere maintenance; reciprocal meiotic recombination; DNA strand invasion
Cellular component (GO): Rad51B-Rad51C-Rad51D-XRCC2 complex; centrosome; replication fork
Molecular function (GO): single-stranded DNA binding; four-way junction DNA binding; ATP-dependent DNA damage sensor activity
Source: RefSeq, a predicted model, not a curated record
UACCACUUGCUUAAGUUGAACAAGUGCCUGUAUAACUAUUUACACUUUCACAGUUCAGACUUCAGAUGUCUCUGUAGUCUGUACUCGACUGCAGUUUUGUUUUGACUUGAAAACAGACGAUAUUACAAUUCCGUCAAAUCCUCGCACUAUUAUUCUCGAGCAGACAGACUCAGAGAAAUAUUUCUUAUGACAUUUGUGUAAAUGAGUUGAAAGAAAAAAGAAAUACAUAAUGGCCCGUUUAGAGAACGCAGAUUUGGGAUUGUCAGAGAGCUCAAUUGUCAAAUUGCGAUCUGCAGGUAUCUUAACUGUUUAUGAUUUUAUGUUGUUGACUUGCGAAGAGCUCGUGAAAAAAACUGACAUGCCUUAUGAGCUCGUCGAUACUUUACAAAAAACAAUAGUCACAAAGUUUGGAGGGAACAUUGAACAUUCUCUCGAUGUUUAUUCUCAAGAAAGAGAGGACGUCAUAUCCACCGGUUUGAGUUGCCUGGACAAUCUGUUGGACGGGGGCUUUCAUUGUCGUCAAAUUUACGAAAUCUGCGGAUGUUCGUCGGCGGGCAAAUCGCAGCUGUGCCAUUGGUUCGCGAUGCACGCCACUCUCAACGAUCUAAGCCAAGUUCAUUACGUCGAUGCAAGUCGGCAAUUUUUCGCCUCGAGAAUUCAAAUGAUACUCGACAUGCGGAAAGCCAGUGUCACCGAUUUCGCCAAAGUCAUGAGCGCGAUAAAAGUUCACCAAGUCCAUCGAAUCCACGACUUGGUCAGUCUCUUUCACGAGCUGGCAACGACGUGGAACGAAAGCGAAUCGUCGAGUAAUAAAAAGCUCAUUAUAAUUGACUCUUUGUCUCUGCUCUGUGCGAUCGUUCCGAGCACCGAGCUCACUCAGAUAUUGUGCAGUUUUGCGUCGAUCUGCAGGUACUUGGCCAACCGUUGCCGAGUAGCCGUCGUUGUUAUAAACAGAGUUCGAGCCGAGCAGAGAGACUCGAUGUUGACGGACAAAUCGAGCGGCAAGAGCGUUCCCUUGAAUUUUCAACCGUCGCUCGGCAAAUACUGGCAAGGCGUGCCGAAUGUGCGCUUAUUGAUAGAUCCUUUGGAAAGAGGACGACGAGAAAUACGAGUCUGGAAAAGUACUCUCCUUGAAAAUGGAAAAUGUUGUUUUGUCGAUUUCAAUGACGAGGGUAUACUCCCUAAAUGA